Molecule: messenger RNA, 2692 nt
Organism: Pseudopodoces humilis (Tibetan ground-tit)
Lineage: Eukaryota; Metazoa; Chordata; Aves; Passeriformes; Paridae
Product: actin filament-associated protein 1-like 2
Cellular component (GO): cytosol
Molecular function (GO): SH3 domain binding
Source: RefSeq, a predicted model, not a curated record
AUGGCGGUGCUGCUCCGAGGAGGAUGCGGAGCCCUUCCCCGCCUUCCUCCCGCCCCGGCCGGGCUGUGCUGGGGGCCCGCAGGGCGUGUGCGAACCGAGCCGGGCCGGGACAGCGCUGCCCCGAUUCCGAUCCCGGACUCGGACCCGGACCCGGACCCGGACCCGGACCCGGACCCGGACCCGGACCCGAUCCCGAUCCCGAUCCCGAUCCCGAUCCCCAUCCUCAUCCCGAUCCCGAUCCCGACCCCGAUUCCGACCCCCAUCCCGAUCCCGAUCCCGGCGCGAUGUGAGCGCUCCCGCACCAUGUCCCGGCAGCGAGACCUGGACAAGCUGCUGUCGGACCUGCGCUCCUUCCUGCUCAUCCUGGACCGCGAAAGCCUCAGCGCCGCAGCUCGGGCCAAGAAAAAGUCCGUGUCCGACCUCCUGUCCCGGCUGCAGAGCCCGGCGUCAGAGGAUGCAGAGUACAUGAUCAUGCGCUGCCUCUCGCCCUCCCCGGGGACCCCGCAGGGCCAGACCAGCCCGGGAUCCCGGACGGUGGAUGCGGGGGGAGGCUGCGAGCGCCGCCCGGGCAGCGCCCCGAGCCCGCCCCGAGCGAACAAGGCGCCGGCUGUCCCCCCGUCUCCCCCAGCCGACGACUCCUACGAAGACGCCGAUCCCCCCGGGCAGGGCAGAACCGGCGGUGGCGACAGCGACAGCAGCCAUUACGAGUCGUACGGAGAGGAGGAGGAGGAGGAGGAAGAGGGGGUGACGGACCGAGCCCAUUACCUGCGCUGGCCAUCGGCCACCAGCGCCGAGGCCGAGCCCCCCGGGCGCCCCGAGGCUCAGCUCUGCGGCUUCCUCUGGAGGAAGCGCUGGCUCGGGCAGUGGGCGAAGCAGCUCUUCAUCGUCCGGGAGCACGCGCUGCUGUGUUUCAGGUGCGCCGCUGACCUGCAGCCGGUGCUGGAGCUGGACCUGCGAGGCUGCCGUGUCACCUACAAGGACAAGCGAGGCAAGAAGAUGCCGCACGCCCUGAAGGUGACAGGGACGGCCGGAGAGGCGCUGGUCAUCGGCUUCCAGAGCCGGCAGCAGGCUGAGGACUGGAGGAAGGUGAUCGAGGAGGUCAGCAGCGAUGGCCCGAGCGGGCUGGCAGCCCUCGGUGUCCCAGCGUCACCUUCCUCGAGGCUCAGCAGGGUCGGCAAGGAGGAAGAGGAUGAGGAGGAGGAGGAUCGCUCCCGGCAGAGCCCUGCCCGCAGCCCGCGGACCGGGGAGGAUUCCAGAGGAGGGUUCCUGGCUGUGAGGCUCCGCGGGCGCUGGCAGCGCCUGUGGUGUGCGGUCCGGCACGGAGCCCUGCGCAUGUUCCCGGAGCCCGGCACUGCCCAGCACCCCGUCUGUGCCCUGCGCCUGGACGGCUGCGAGGUGUCCCCGGGGGUGGCCGCCGGCUCCCCCCAAAACCUCCGGAUCCGCAUCGCCCAGCGCGGCCGGGAGCUUGCCCUGCUGCAGGCCCGUUCGGAUGAGGAGAGAGAAGCCUGGCUGAAGACCCUGCAGGCCAGGGGAGGAGGAAUGGAGCCAAAGAAGGGUGAUGGCCCCCCCCCGAGACCCCCGAGGCCGAGCAGCCGCCCUGCUGCCGGAGGGCUGCUGCUGCGCCGUGUCCCGACCCCAAACACCUACAUGGACGAUCCCUUCGGGCAGCCCCCGCCAGCUGAGACCCCCAAACAGCUCUACUCCAACGCCGAGCGGCUGCAGCAGCUGCAGCAGAGCCUGGACCGGGCAGCGCAAGGGCAGCGCCGGAGGCCGGUGUCAGCCCUGCCCUCCUGCGGCCACGCCCCGGGCCCUGCCCGGCCCCCGCAGCCAGGGCCACCGGCUGCUCUCCAGGCCCGGCCUGCCAGCGCCCAGCUGCCAAAGGACAGCGCCAAGCUCCCGAGCGAGGAUUGUUCCGUGUCCCAGCACACCCUGACACUGCCCGGGAGGAAGGGGCCGUGGGAUGGGCUCGGGAAAAGAGCUUUUCCCAAGCUGGAGGAGAAGGUGGGACAGCUGGAGAAAGGAUGCCCUGGGAAGGGCAGGAUGAAAGCCGGCUCCGAGAUGAACCUGCUGGCCCUCGGGAGGUCACUCAAGGGCCACAUCACCGCCAGCUCGGGCGGGUCCGAGGGAUCGUUCCUCAGGCCGCUGCUGAAGCGCAGCACGUCAGCGAGGAGCGCCCUGAGGCCGCCCCCGUCCCCGCUCAUGGCGGGGAAGGGAAAUGUGAUGAGGAAGACAAAGGAGUGGGAGAUGAAAUCCGUGAUGUGAGCACGGAGUGGGAGUCUCCCAGAGAACAUCGGGCUGCACGUGGAUCGUGCAGGACCAGCCUGGAAUCAGCCUGGAAUUUGACUUUUAUCCAUCACUAUCAACGCUACAACUACGCACAUCUAUUUUUAUAUCCAGAUAUAUCGAUACACACAUAUCAGCUCUCCAGCCGUGGGCUGUCCCCACUGCAUCCCCACCCAUCCCAGCAGCUCAUUUUUGGGGUACAGAAUUCCCGGGUAAUUCAGGAACUGCUGGCUCUGUCCCAAAUCCAUCAGCAGUUCCCCAAUCCCCCUCCCAGGACCCUAAAUUUGCAGGGAUGGGUGUGGAUAAACUCUGGAUCCAGCAGGAGUGGGGGGCAGAGAUUUGGGAGGCAUCCGAUUGUCCAUUCCCUGGAGUCAGCGGGACCCGGGCUGGGCCCUGGGCUUUUCCAGCA